AUGGGUGGCCAGAAAUUUGAAUAUGAUGAAAGCGGAUCAACAUUCUUCUAUUUUGUAUUGUCUUUCCUAGCCUUGAUACUUGUACCUGCAACAUUUUAUUAUUGGCCAAGAAAAAGGAAAGAAGAUCCUGCAAAACGCGAAGAACUAUGUCAAUGCCCAAAUUGUAUAAGCAAACAGCAUAUAAUAGAGCAAUCACAACCUUAUAAGGGAGUAAAGAAUUUCUUUAUAAAACUAGCAAUAAUAUCAGGAUGGGUGUUACUUGGAUUCCUAGCGUACAAAGUGUCACAAUUUGAUUAUGAAAUGUCUAAUUUCGAUCCAUAUGAAAUAUUGGGCUUACCUCCGGGUGCAACUCAAGCAGAGAUUAAAAAGUCAUAUCGCAAACAAUCACUUAUUUUGCAUCCUGAUAAAGAAACUGGUGAUGAAAAAGCUUUUAUGAAGCUUACUAAAGCCUAUCAGGCACUCACGGAUGAAGAGGCUCGGCGUAAUUGGGAGAAGUAUGGAAACCCAGAUGGUCCUGGUUCUAUGAGUUUUGGAAUUGCUUUGCCCAGUUGGAUUGUUGAAAAGGAAAACAGUGUGUGGGUGCUUGGACUUUAUGCUCUUGUAUUUAUGGUAGCAUUGCCAACGGCUGUUGGUACCUGGUGGUACCGCUCCAUACGGUUUUCAGGGGAGCAAGUAUUAUUGGAUACAACUGAGAUAUAUUUUUACUUCUGUCAUAAGACACCGUCUAUGCCUUUGAAGAGAGCACUUAUGAUCCUCGCUGCAUCCUGUGAAUUUGAUAAAAGACAUAACUCUGAAAUUAUUGAAAGGAUUACAGAUAAUGAAGAGGUUCCAAUGCUGCUUCGUGAACUACCGAACUUGGGUGAAAAAAACAAGGAGCAGCCUUUAUGUCGCCCUUACAGUAUAAAGGCGCGUGCAUUACUCCAUGCACAUUUAUCACGGAUGCGUCUCCCGCAGGACACACUGGAAUGUGACAGAAGAUAUAUUGUGGGCAGGUGUCCUGACCUUAUUGUCGAAAUGGUUAACUGUGUCAAUCAGUUAAUUGCUCUAGCUUAUGCUAGAAGAAUACCCCGUCUUCCGACCAUUGAAACAAUUGAAAACUGCAUGAAACUUUCUCCAAUGAUUGUUCAAGGAUUAUGGGAAUACAAAUCACCUCUUCUUCAACUACCAUACAUUACUGAGGACCACUUAAAGUACUUUACAAACCGAAAGAAGCAUAUUAAAUCAUUGCUACAACUGGCACAGUUGCCUGGCGAGGAUAGAAGACAGGUGCUUAGAUUUUUGAAUGACAAGCAAUAUGAUGACCUCAUGAAAGUGCUUGGCAAAAUGCCUUACAUACACUUCCAAGUGAAUACAGAAGUGAUUGAUGAUGAGAACUCAACUGUGGUGACUGCUGGCGCUAUAGUAACAGUCACAGUAUUCCUCCGCCGAACUAACAUGAAGGAAUUAUUUGGUGACAUGAGUAUCAAAGAAAAGGAAAUUAUUAAGGAAGAAGAAGAAGGCGGUGGGGAGAACAGUGAGAAGCCCGAAAAUGACAAGAAUGACAAGAAAGAAACGUUCAAGCGCCCAGUGUGGAUGAAACAACAAACGAAAAAACACCCGGCUUCCAAAAAGGCCAAGAAGACCGUGGCGGCUAAAGUGCAGGCCAAAGCGCCACCAGCCCCGUCGACACCUCCCCCAUCGAGCAACGAGACAAAGAAAACUAAAGAACCAAAGAAGAAGGAUGAAGAAGGCGAGGACUCCGAAGUAGGCAGUUCAGACGAAUCGGCGUCUCACAGUUCGGGGUCAGACGAAGAGUCACGCCAGGAAAAAUCGUCGGCGGCAGAAGAUGACGAUGAUCAGUGGGAAAAAUUCCAAAAGAGGUUACAGAAGAGAGAAAGAUUGGAAGGGCGUUCAAAAAGUUCCCAUCCUGUGCAUUGUCCUUACUUCCCACAGGAGAAACAAGAAUACUGGUGGUGCUACAUUUGUGACCGUAAGUCACACACUCUACUGACUGCGCCAGCGCACGUGACUGCGCUGGUGGACACGCACGAACUGCAGCUGAGGUUUACAGCACCGCGCUGGCCUGGACUCUAUACCCUCGCUUGUUGUCUAAGAUCAGAUUCGUACAUCGGUAUGGACCAGCAGCAGGACAUGAAGCUGGACGUAAAGGAGGCAGCUGCCAUCCCCGCAGAGCAUCCGCAGUGGGACCUUAGCGACUCCGACACGGAUAACAAUGACCAGGGAGGCAAUGAAAGUGAAUUUACAACAGACGAUGAAGUUGAAGAGGAGUAG
Arctia plantaginis is the source of this 2271-nucleotide messenger RNA. Lineage: Eukaryota; Metazoa; Arthropoda; Insecta; Lepidoptera; Erebidae. The record is from the annotation of a GenBank genome assembly.